Metarhizium brunneum ARSEF 3297 is the source of this 1470-nucleotide messenger RNA. RefSeq names its product Cytochrome P450 monooxygenase tcpC (gene tcpC). NCBI's taxonomy places the organism in Eukaryota, Fungi, Ascomycota, Sordariomycetes, Hypocreales, Clavicipitaceae. Gene Ontology annotation, molecular function: heme binding; monooxygenase activity; oxidoreductase activity, acting on paired donors, with incorporation or reduction of molecular oxygen. The record is from RefSeq and is a predicted model, not a curated record.
AUGACAGCGAUAUUAACUACCACUCUCCUUAAGAACGUACUGCCAAUACUGGCUGUACUAGUUUUGAAACUUCUAUUGUUUGUCCAUCCUGUACGAGACGACCAGGGAAACCAAAUUCCUGGGCCCAAUUGGCAAUGGCUGAAUGGACAGACGUUGGACAAGUUCCUAGAUGGCAGAGGAAAGGCUCAAGAGUGGCAGAAGUUUGGCCAGAUUUACCGAAUUUGGGCUUGUUCCAAUCCGGAAAUCGUCAUCACAAAGCCCGAGGAUGUCAGGGCAUUCCAUACCGACUCCAGUUUUCAUAACAAGGCCCAGUCAAGCAAUGCCGGAUGGCUGUUUCACCAGCUGUUGGGAGAAUGUAUGGGUCUCAUCAACGGAACUCGAUGGAACAAGGUCCGCUCUGAGUUCGGACCAGCCUUCAUUCAUUCUGCCGUGGUUCAGAAAGCUCUUGACAUAAGCAAAGAUGCCAAGCGCUUUAUUGGGAACUUUGGCACAUCACCUGUACUUACAAUGCAUGCCGCAAGCACGGUGUCGCGAUUUCCAUUCUUUUGCACAGCUAGCCAUCUGUAUGGGGAGCUCAGUUGUGAAGAGCAGCUCGAGUUAUGGGAACUUGGCCAGCGCAAUCUGCAAAUGAUGGGACAUAUACUGUCAGGCGGACUGUUCAGGUUCCCCAUCGCCCGUUACUUCCAUAGAAGUGCCGCCCAUCGUCUCGAGAGUUUUUCGCACGAUUGGACACAGUUCAAUCGACGCAUCUACCACAAAAGACUCAACAAUGGCUUUCAACCACCCAUCGUUUCCAUCUGGCAGAAAGUCCUUGAUGGCACCUUGACUGAAGAAGAGGUCGUCCAUACCCUCAGUGAGAUCCUGUUUGCCAACUUGGAUGUUUCAACGGGCAAUCUGUCAUGGCUUGUGAUAUACUUGGCAAAGUACAAAGACAUACAGAACCAGCUUGUGCAAGAGCUCAAGCAGAAUGAGAAGGAUUUGGACAGCUACUGCUCACGAAAAGAUACGUUACUGGCGUAUUCCGUCUUGGAAACACUUCGGCUUCGUCCUUUUACGGUAUUUUCUAUACCCGAGAGUUCUCCUAAAGACAAGGUGCUCCAAAAUUUUAGAGUACCUCGAAACACGUCUGUUGUUGUCAACACGUUAGCCAUCAACUACAACCGCGAGUUCUGGGGUGAGAAAAACGAGAUCUUCGACCCUAAUCGGUUCAGGUCAAUCAAAAACCUUGAGCUACGAUACAACUUGUUCGCUUUCGGCCUGGGAAGUAGGAAAUGCUUGGGAUCACAUUUUGCAGAGAUGAUGAUGAAGUACUUUGUCAUUCAUUUGCUCGAUUUGUACUCCCUAGACAUCCCUGUAGAUAAGAAGGCGAGAAAGGAGGAUACGUCUAUGGAUACCUGGGUACCCAUCCCAGAUAUGGAAAUUAUACUGCGCAGACGACCAUUCAGUUUGUUCCAAAGCCAAAUGGGGUGA